Apis mellifera (honey bee) is the source of this 11961-nucleotide messenger RNA. RefSeq lists its product as uncharacterized. The transcript is spliced from 21 exons. Gene Ontology annotation, molecular function: zinc ion binding; K48-linked polyubiquitin modification-dependent protein binding; K63-linked polyubiquitin modification-dependent protein binding. The record is from RefSeq and is a predicted model, not a curated record. Gene Ontology annotation, biological process: protein linear polyubiquitination. NCBI's taxonomy places the organism in Eukaryota, Metazoa, Arthropoda, Insecta, Hymenoptera, Apidae. The coding region runs from base 338 to 11833 and encodes 3831 amino acids. Gene Ontology annotation, cellular component: LUBAC complex.
GUCGCGGCCACGGGAGGAAGAGGAUCAAGAUCCCUUCCCGUCACAAUGUCUCUCUCGGGAAGAACGCGGGGACAGGGCGUAUACCCGUUCGUUUGCCCGUUCUCGAGGCGAGUGCCAGCUCUCUAAACGUUUCUAAACGCGCGCGGCGUCGCGAUAUAUUUACGCGAACGGGGAGACUUCGGUGGAUCGGUGGCAACGGUCCAGCAGCCGUGUUACGGAAAUAGAAUUCGGCUGGUGGCGAUGCAACCAAGCUCUCUCCUUGCGGACGGGAGGCAGCCAGUACCGUGACGACCAGUUCUCGAGGAAAACCGGAGAAAUCGACUCCGCGAGGUCCCACAUGAAUAACCCGGGAGCUGAAAAAUGGCGUCCUAUGGCCAUCUCGAACCCAUCGACUCGGUUGCGCAUGGCAAGAUCCAUGCCCCAUUGGGUACUGGCGCAGCAACAAAAGGAGAUGGAUCAGAAGCAGCAACGCCGACCACCGACCCCACCGAAAGUGCCGCCACCGUCGCUCUCCGGAGACUGUGGUGACCCGGACUACGAGAUCAUCGAAUUUCCGACCCGACCGCAAGCGCAGAAAUCCUCUCACCAGACACCGGCCGCGAACCCGUGCAAGUGCGCCCUGUGCGGGGCCGAGAACGUGUACGCCCGUUGCGACACGUGCAACGGGAAUUACUGCGAGGCCUGCGACGACAUGAACCACAAACAUCCGAAAAGGAAGAGCCACGUGCGAAGAAGAAUCGUGAGCCACGGGAUGGCCACGAAAACACGGCCACCGUUGCCGCCAAAAGGGGAGAAUUUGUCCGGCCCGCCGCCCGUACCGCCACCUAGGCGAAACCGCAAGAACGCUCAGGCUAAAUCGACGCAAAACCAGGGAUCGACGAAUCUCUUGAUCGAGAGAGUUGGCAGUUUGAAGCGGCCACUUCCAAACACGGCCAGGCCCCUGUCAGCCACGUUAGAUACGAAAACCGUGUCGAAAUCCAUGCAAUCUAUGAAUAUCACUACUACCGAUGGACCAGGAUCGAGCACCGACAAAAUGUCCACUCUACAGGAGAGGUAUAGGAAAUACCAGGAGGCGAUGAGAGCGCAGGAUGCGAACAGGAGGAGGCACACUUCUUCCGACAUAUCGAGGGACGCGGUGAGCACAAGGCCGUUGAGCGUGGCCAGCCCGAAACUCGCACCUCCGAUACCACCACCUCCCCCGCCCAGAUCCAUGAUGCAAUCGGCCAGCGUUUGCGAUUUAUCGUCGCCUCACAUGUGGAACCCUGGAAUUCAUCAGGCUCAAUCAAUGGCCCAUCUCGGUCCUGGAGGAAUGCCAAUAAUGUGGUAUCCACCGAACCCUCAAUGGGACAUGAGCAUGGGCGGUUCGACGAUGAGCUUGAACCAUCCGGCUAUGUGGGCCUAUCCCAUGGGUUAUCCACCGUCACAGAUGCUACCGCCGCAUUAUCCGGGCACCCUGUCCAGGCCUCACAGCCCGGCAAGAAGCGUGAAAUCGAGCAGAAGGUCGAGAGCAGCCUCCCCGUCCCCUAGUCUGAAAUCUAGAAAGUCGUCGUUGGCUUCGAGGUCGAGAUCGAGAAGAUCCCAAGGCUCGCCGUCCGAUGCAAGCUCCGAGGAUUCCGGAGAGUCGGACUUCGACGACAGGCUCUCCAAGAGCUCGAGAGGAACCAGGCGUGGAAGCGUGUCCAGGAGCGCGAGGCAAAGGAGUUAUCACGAGGACGAUAGAAACUUGUUGAACAGGAAUCGUCGCGAAAGGCUAAUGUCGGAGGAAAGAGUUACCAGCGCGGAGGAUCAAUGGUCAGAGAGUCAGUCGAUUAAACGAUAUCCAAUGUCGCCUAGGGGCUACGACGAAUUCCAGAAAAACAGUCUAAAUUCGCGAAGGCGAUACGACCAAGAUGAGCGGAGGCUUUCCAGGGUGGAUUCACGAUUGGACCGCGUUCAGAAUGGCAGCUAUCGUCGAAAACGGAGCACCGACGACGACUCGUCGGACAGAAGAUCAAGCGUGCAGGCCCGAUCCAGAGUGACCAGCUCCUCCGACGAUCACUUCGAGAGAUCAGAAAUGAUGGUUCCACGACGAAGGGACGACGAAGCGAUACCUAGAAGAGCAUCCUCCGUGAGAAGGGACAUCAUAAAUUUGGACAACCUCGAAAGAUCGUCUCGUAGAGAUUCUCGAAGAUCGUCCAUCGACAGCGAUACGCAGAUGGCGAGAAAAACUCCUUCCAGAGACUCCAUCUUCCCCAAGAAGAUCCAGGGAACGGAGGGAAUCAUCGACGAUUCCGUGAGAAAUCUUCGAAGUCGCGAGUCCUCGCAAGAUCGAAACGUGGCCACGAAGCGAGAACCUCCGUCGAGAAAACAAACUUCGUCCGAGGAAAUGGAAAGAUUGAAACGAGCGUCGUCCCGUGAGAACGUCACGAGGACCCCCUCUCGAGAGGGAGUCCCCAGAAAAAUUCGUGAAAACGACGAACCACGACCCGUGAGUAGGAACCAGGAGGAGGGUCGAGAAGUCGGUCGUUCUUCCGUUGAAACGGAGAAACGAAGUGAGGAUCCUUCAAAGAGGGCGGAGAACGAACGAAUUAAACGUGUGGAAAGGACAUCGUCGAUGGGAAAAGAAGAGAAGCGUGGAACAACGACGAGCGCGGAUCAACGAAAUUCAUCCAAGGAUGCAAAUGAAAGAAACACGACGAUGGAGAUCCCUAAAGAGGAAUGGGCUUGCGAGCAUUGCACUUUUAUAAACAAUGUAAAGGAUCGGGUGUGCGUUGUUUGUUGCAAAACUAGAAGCAGCGCGUUGCCGCCUAGCACGGAAGAGAACGUGGAAGACGUUCCAAGCGAUUUGAGCGAGAUUCCCAAAAAUGAGUCGGCCAGCAACGUCAGCAAUCCGAGUCCAGAUCUCGAGAAACGGAUCAGCCUGUUAAAGAUUUCGAACAGCGAAGAGAGCGGGGACAGUGUCUCCACAAAGAGCAAAGAUAUCGCGAUGUUUGAAGAUUCGUCGAAAGUCGGCGAUAAACCAAUGGCUGAAUCUUCUUUGAAAAAUGAAUCGGCAUUGAUAACGAACGAUGCAUCGGUAACAAGCACGAAAAUAAACGAGGUGGAGCCAAUUAAACGACCCAUGCUCGGGAAAAUUCCAAAAAGCCAUUCGGUUUCCACCGGAACCUCCCCACCUCCUCAGAGCAUUUCCACUCAAACCUACGACUACCUUCCAUCGAGAGGAAGUGGCGGAUUCGUGAGAGCUGCAUCCGCUUCAAAGGGAUUAUUAUAUUAUGAGGACAGCGAUGGAGAGGAUGGCGAGCGUUUGUUUCAGGAACAAACCGGAUACGCGAACAGCCCAGAUUUGUAUCCACGAACGAUCCAGGAUCAAUCGUAUCUCCAACAGUUGAUCGGGCCUAGCAGGGAUCGUACGCGAAGAAAUUCCAUCGACUCCACCCACCUUUAUUAUCGUUCUAGGGAAUCGAGCCAACCCAGAUACCUCGAAGCUGGACCAAGUUCGCAAGGCGUUUCAACGUUAACCAGGCAAGGCCUGGAGAUCGUAGAGAUUUUAAGGGAGGCUGAGAAACAUGGUUACUCCACCGACGACGUCCAGGUGGCUUUGUCUCAAGGAGCGAGCAAUCCCAUCGACUGGUUGAAGACCCAAUGGCCGCACUUGGUGGAAACCGUGCAAGUUCUGGUUACCACUCAAGGAAGGGAGAUGAAAGAGAAUAAUAUCGGGAUGCUUUCCGGCGUGGAGGCGAAAGAGGCCUUGAGAGUUGCGAAAGGGGAUGUUUGGAAGGCUGUCGCGAUGGCCGCUCAACGUAGACAGCUAAAAUGCGAGGAAAUUAUGAAGAAAGGGAAUUUCACGAUGAUGGAAGUGGUGAAAGCGUUGGAAAAUAACGCCGGUGCCGAGGAUGCGGCUUUGUUCGAGCUGCAAAAAAAUCAGCUCAAGCCGUUCUUGAUGAGGAUCUGGGGCCCUCCGGUUGGGGUGGAAAACGACGAGGCUGCACCGCGGGAAGAUGCGGUCGGUGGUGAAACGAGCGGUUCCGAACAGGUUACCCGAGUGGGUACGGACACGGAAGCCAGGAAGCAGGUAAUGUCACCAAUCGUAGAAAAUUUCGUCGCGUUGCAGGCCGACUUUCAAAAGCAACUGGCAGCCCUCAGACAGCUAACCGAUAACUGGCAACACGAAAAAGACCCCCUGAACACGCUCGGUAAUAAGCCUGAUAAUCUGUAUCAAGUUAACAAUGACGAUCGAACAGUUCUAAUCGAUAAAAAUCUGGUCCCAAGGGACGCACAAGAUGUAGCCAACACAGUUAAAACAAUGGAGAACGAGGGAUCAAUGAUACGAGACAAUCAGGACGAAACUAAAUUAACGAUUCAAAAUACCGAUACACCGAUCGAAAAACACGAGAAAAAUAACGAUUCCGCGAUACGAAAUUUGAUUGGAGAUAAACUUGGAGUCGAAAAUUUGGAGGAGGAUACGAACGAAAAAACGAUCGAAGGCGAAAUUUCUCGCGACGAUAAAAAUAAUUCCUCGUACGAGAUCCGAGAUGCUCGUCAAAUCACCGAGACGAUGACGAUGAUUGAAAAUAUUAUUUCACCUAAUGUAACCGAAGAUAAAAGCAUUAAUUAUCCUAAUAAUAAUAAUAAUAAUAAUACGAUGAGUUUAAUUGAAAAAGAAGUUUCCAAUCAGGUGGAAAGUUCCUGGCAGAAUGAUCGAAGGGAGCAAAAAGAGAUUUCGAUCAUCGAUAGAGGCAUAAAGGGAGAAGAAUCUAAAGAGAAUAAGAAGGAAGAAAGUGUUUCGUCCCCCGGUAUCGAGAAAGAAUCAUCUUACACAGAAACGAACGAUGUAACCAGAUCGAAAGAGAAUGUAAAAGAAACGGUAAAGAUGAGUUCGAAAGUAGCCCAAGAGAAGGGCGAAGAACCGAUUGGUUCUCGCAUUAAAGAAAGCGAAACGACCUCCCGAAAGAGCUCGGAUCCCGGGCAAAGCGGCGUAGAAAUAGAUAAAGCUUCCUCGAAGAAGAACGAGCCGCCGCCAUCCCAGAAGGCUUCCUCUGAUCUUCAUCAAAGGCCGUUACAAGUAGAUAAAGAUUCCCCUUUGGUGGAAAUACCGAGUAUCCCUUUGCCGUGCAACGUAUCGGACCACGGUCUGCCGGAAAAUAUAUCCCCGAUGUUGGAAGAAUCUGCUCGAGAUCAACCGCAAAUCGAUGGAAUCGAACGGCCUGAUUUAAUAAACGAAACGGUGGAACAAGCUGGCUCGGGCCUCUCUCAGAGGGAGGCAACGAUCUCCGCGGAAUUAAUUAAGGCUGUUGAAAAUUCCUUCGAGGGGAGGAACGAGAGGAUUUCGGGGAAUAUCGAAACGGCGGGCAAAGAAACGAAUAGAUUAAAGCGUGGGGAGAAAGAUACGAAGGCAGGAUCGAGUAACGUGAUCGGGGGAUCUCGAUCGACGAUAAUUACGACAGUUGAAAAUGGUUUCGCGGAUCAAAGUUUCGAGACCGUCUUGCCGGAAGCUCGGCAGAAAGGCAAGGAGAGCCAGGUAGAGGCGUUGUUAUCCGCGAUGAGAUCGUUGCCGGAGCAAUUACUGGGUCCUUUCGUAUCGGCGAUGCAGAUGUUGUCGUCGAAGAAAUCGAGCGUGGUGGACGCCGGUGUUCUCGAUUACGAAUCGAGAAAAGAUCAAAACUCCUCGCCUCUUCCAACUUCCAUCGAUAGAGGAUCGAUCGAGGAUGAAAGUGCGCCUCGAAGCGUGGAAAAUUCGGGGAAACUCGUGACGGAAGUAGGGGAAACAACGGCGGCUGACAUCGAAAAAUUGCAAGAGAUCGAAACGGUACGUAGAAACGGGAGAAACGAUAACAACGUUAAACUGACUAACGUAGAAGGAGUGGGGAUGGAGGUAGAAUUUAACAGGAAUCGGAUCCCAGAAGAAGAGAAAUUGUUGGCGAACGAAAGGAGAACGGAAACAUCGAUAGAACACGUAAGUUCUCAGAAACGUUCCCCGGAAAUUGCGGUUGACGAUACUAACACAAGUGAAAAAGCAUCUAAUUCUGAACACAUUCAACGCUCGAUGAACGAAGUUUCGAGCAUCGAUUCGAGGGCAUCGUCAUUAGAUAUCGAGAAUUCAUCUCAUAAAUAUCAUAUCUCGGAUUCUGAAAUUCAUACGCGGAACGAUCCGUCCACGAUUGGCGGCGAGCGAUCGUCGUCGAAGAAAACGGAUAACUCGAACGAGACGAGGCUUAACAAUGCAUCUUUGAAAAACGAAUCACUCACCACCGAUAGUCCGAUAAGACCGAACGAGGCCAUUGGCGCGCAAUCAUUAUCGAGCGAGACGUCAUCCUCGUUCGUACGUGACUCGGGGACGUCUGUCAGUGAAUCAUCCGACAUGCAAAUGAGCUCGACCACUAUUGGGGUUCGAGCUGGCGAUGAUAACCGUGUGAAAUUAAUUGAUGCCAGUUUAGUGGCUGACAAUCGACCCUCUGCGGAGAGUGAGACCAUUUUGGGGCGUAAAUCGCUUGAUAAUAAUCAUACUAAUUCGACUCGAACGGAUGCGUCUCCCAAAGUUUCCACCCUCGAAGAAAAUCCUAAUUUAGUGGAUAGUAGAGUCUCGGUUGGCCCAGCUUUGAAAAAUUCUCCAAUUGAUCCGCAGAAAAUUUCCGAGGAGCCGGAUAAUUUAAUUAAAAAUGUUUCUCAAGAUUGUGGAAAUAUCAGACGCGAGAUUUUGAAAGAGGUCGCUCGAAAAGAGACAGACGAGGGACCUAGAUCUGUUAGUCCAGAUUCUUCAAAAGAUCUUGAAAUAGCUCAGGAAAUUUCUGUAGAUUCUAAGAUCGUUGUAACUCCUAUAAAUUCCAAAGUUGAUGGAAUCCGUCCAGAUACCGAAUCCUCCGCUCCCAAUAUUUCAACGGAUUCUAAUAUUGUUACGCGCGAAGAAUCGGAAAAUUUGGAAAUUUCUAUUCAACCAGUUCCUGACAAUUCAAAGAUUACGUCUAAUAUUCCUUUAGAUUCUAAAACUACAAUCUCUGAAAUUAUUUCCACUGAAAUAUCCGCGGAUUCUAAAAUUGUUGUUGAAGAAAUUUCCAAAACUCUUACACGCGAGAUUCCUUCAGAUUCUGAUUCUAUUCCCAAAGAUUCAAAAAUUACAAUCUCUGAAAUUUCGAGAGAUUCUAGAUCUAUUCCAAACGAGGUACUUGAAGAUUCAAAAAUUCUUUAUUCCGAAGAUUCUUCAGAUUUAAAGAUAGCUAUUCCUGAAAAGAAUUCUGAUAUUUCGAAAAAUCUUGAAGUUUCUGUAACUUCGAAUGAUUCCAAAUCUUUCCCGGAUAAAAUAUCCCAAGAUUUAAAAAUCUAUACUCAAGAAGAUUCUUCAGAUUUAAAAUUAACGAUCGUUGAAAAAAAUCCUGAUAUUUGCACAGAUUCUAACAUAUCAAAUGAUUCUAAAUCUGUACCAAACGAAGUACCUAAAGAUUCCAAAAUUGUUAUUCAACAAGUUUCGAAAGAUUGUCAAAUUCCUAUUCACAAAUCUUCUCCAGAUUUAAACAUUGUCCCCGAAGAAAAUUCCAAAACUACUUUACCUGCUACUUUCGAGGAAUCUCACAAACCAUCCCAAGAGUGCAAAACUCCAGAGAUCCUUAACAAGCCCACAACGAUCGUCCACGAAACUUCUGAAAACGCGUUGCAUGUAUCUGAAAAAGUGGAGCAGCCUAUCUCCGUCGCAUGCCACGUCCCCAACGACAAAAUCGAUACCCCACCGCUAACUUGUGCAAGUAAGUCUGUCGAUUCUAAAGAGAAAACUUCCAAGCAAAUUAACAUUCGAUCAAAACCAGAACCAGAAGAUAACAUUGCGUCUCCCUUGAAAAUAAACGAUAUAGAAAAAGAUACCUCUCUUCUCCUUCCAGAAACAAAAACUGACACAGAAAUCCAGGAUAAUUCGAAUAAAUCAAUAAAAAGAAUCGAUGUUUCGAAGUUGGAGAAAAAUAAUUCUAGAGAGAUUCGAUCCCCCUCGACAUCUGGCAAAGUCGACGCGAGCGAACCUUUUGAACCCAUCGCGAAUACCGAAUCGACGAUUACAACUAUCUCAAGUGACCCUUCUAUUUCCUCGUCGAGCCCGCUUACUUUGUACGGAUCGGUCGUUAACGAGCCAAAUUCCACGGAUACCGGCAACAUACCGGGCCGGUUCGUCGCUCCUAAUAACGUGCCCGAUAUCUCGCAUAACGCGUCAAACUCGAGCGGUGUCGAGUCGAAUCUGAACGAAACUUAUUUCGCCGGCAACGUGCCCGGAACCCUUAACGAAUCUCCCCGCGACGAUGAUAAAAGUACGGAAAAAGAUUCGAACAAUAACGCGGCCCGUUUAUAUCCCCCAACUUGGAACGAAAUUGGUGGAAACGGGAUCGAAAUGAAACGGAAGGAGAAUCCUGGAAUGUACGCCGGCUCGGAUACUUCCACGAUCCGCGAAGAUUCGUCGGGUAUCGAUUCCAGUCGAGGAAUUGUUGCGUGCUCGAACGUAAAUGACGCGCACACAGGAGCGGCCGACGUUAUAGAGAUCAAAAUAAGCGAAUACCCUAUGAUAGCGGUGAACGAUUGCGCGCCGAUAAAAGUGGUAGAAAGUCGAUCGGAAGGGGAGUCGAUCAAGGGAUCGAGGAAAUUGCGAACGGAAAGCGAGACACGCGAGAUCGUGACGAUUUCGGGUGAAAGCGCGGUGGUCGUCGAAAAUAAUGAAACGGAUGCAAAUGAAGUUGAUAAAGCGGUUACCUCGAGAGGCACGGUGAAGGAGAGAUCCAAGUCCCCUGCGAAAAAGAUCGGCAGAAGGAGGUCUCCAGUGAAAGUGGUGAAAAAACCUACCGGAAUACCGAGAAGAAAUUUUGGAAAAGUGAGCCCGAAAGGCGCGACUAUGGCAAAGGCGAAGGAAACCGCGGCCGAGAUAACUCGAAGAUCGACACCGUCCAAUCAAAAAUUGCCGAGAAAAAGUCCUCCGAAAAUAAUUACUCCGAGGAUCGCGAAAAAUAUUUCCUCGAACGAGGUAAAAACGAGCAAAACGGGAUCAUUGAUCACAUCACCCAAGAAAAAGGAAAUUCUGAAGAGUGUUAAACCUCCAACGGAGAAGGUGGCGACGGAAAAGAGGUCGACAAUUAUGAAUACUUUAUCGAAAGGUUGCGAACAAAUUAAGAGAUCGAUCAUUUCGCCCGCGAAAUUAGACAAAAGUAACGAAGUGGCGGGUGAGAAAAAUGUAAAAGGGAAGAACACGUUGAAAUGUUCCUUCCUCUCGAGGAUUCCCGUGUUCACGGCAAGCCGUCGACUUCCGCGACAGACUGGUGAAACUUCGUGGCAAUCUUGGAGAACGGUAUCCGGUGACGGGUUAAAUAGAGCUUCGACGAAACCAUCGAUUACCCAACAAGCAUGGAGAAAAAGUAGUUCGGCUGGAAAUUCUUCCAAGAUUGGAGCCGGGCAAAAAAUGGAUUCCGAUAAAGUCGAGGGAAAUUUAAAUGGCGGAAAGACGGUGGCCGUAAAAACUGAAGCAGCUCGGACGAGAACUUCCGGGGAUGAGAAAGGCACGGGAGAAAAAACGAAAGCCGCGAUAAUAUCGGAGAAAAAUGACAAGGAGGUGGUCGUGAUCGAGUCUGCUACGAAGGGAGAUCCGAUGGUAUCCGAGGAAGUCGAUUUAAAUGAUACGACUUCGAGCGAAGAAUACGAGCUGGAAGAAGUUUCAGAUAACGAAACUUCCGCCUCAGACUUGGUCGACAGCAUCGAUGAAUCGGAAUGCAUAUCGGAAAAAGAGCAGUCGGAUCGUACGUUGGACAGUGCGGAGGAAUUGACCGAUGCCGAAAUUAUGCUACAAGAAACGAUUAACGCGAUAAAGGCGAAAAUAUCCGAUUCCGAAUUCGACGAUUCUGAAAAUGAAUACAUCACUGAUAACGAGAGCCAAGAGGAUUCUAACGAAUAUCGCGUGAGAGAUUGUUCCUCCGAAGAAGAGGAGGAACAAUUGGAGAUAGAUAAAAAAAUUGAUGAUGAAAUAUCGGAUGAUGCAUCGUCCGAGGAAGAUGAUACUUUGAGAGAUGAUAACGUUGAUCAGAAGAAUCAAGUAUUGCAAAGAACGAAUAAAUUACACGAUGAUACCAAAAAUGUAUCUAAAAAAGAUAUUAUUUCUAAAACUUGUUCCACUAAAAAAUCUGCUGUAUUUGUAAAGAAAAACACAAAUAUCGUCAAAGAUAAGUCUGUUAAAUUAAGCGAGAAACUUGAAAUAAACAAGCCUGGUAAAAACGAGGAAAACAAGACAGAUCUUAAGACGGAAAUCGUAAAAGUGAAACGGUCGAACGAUAAACGCACGAAAGUGAAUCGAAGAGCGAGCACAGGUAGAGGGGUGGAUCAGGGUGGAACGUUAAAGAAACGAUUCUCUUUGGUGGCCAGUUGUAUCCGUCGAUUCGAGGGCGAAGAGAAAACGGAACGAGAAUACGUGGAAAGUAGGAGCGGCAACGCAAAGACAGGCGGAUCUCCCAAAACGGAGAGGGAGAGAAUUGCUCGUCGCCUCUUAGCGGAAGGUAAAGCGUCGAAUUACGAUGAAGCGGAAGUAGCCGCCAGUUUGCUGGCUCUAAAGUUCGGAGACGUUGAGGCUCUCCAAGCGGCCAAAGAGUGUUCUAGCAUAGAAUCAGCAUUAGCAUUCUUACAACAGGAAUGUGAACUUUGCACGGGUCGUUUUGCGAUGAGUCAGAUAGUGUCCAUGUUAAAAUGCAUUCACCGUUGUUGCAACGAGUGUGCAAAAAAUUACUUCACCAUCCAGAUCAGUGACAGAAACAUAACGGAUGCAGUUUGUCCAUUCUGUAAAGAGCCAAAUCUUAAAGAUGCGAAUGAAGACGAAGUUCUCGAAUAUUUUAGUAACUUGGAUAUACAAUUGAAAACCCUUCUAGAUCCUCCGAUUCACGAACUCUUUCAAAGAAAGCUGAGAGAUAGAACAUUAAUGCAAGAUCCGAAUUUUAAAUGGUGCAUUCAGUGUUCAAGCGGAUUUUAUGCAGAUCCAGAUCAAAAGAGAUUAAUAUGUCCCGACUGUCGAUCAGUCACGUGUGCCCAAUGUCGAAGGCCAUGGGAGAAACAGCACGAAGGAAUUACGUGCGAGCAAUUUGCUGCUUGGAAAGACGAGAAUGACCCGGAUAAUCAAGCCGCUGGCUUAGCCAAGCACCUCGCGGAUAAUGGGAUAGAUUGUCCUAAAUGCAAAUUUCGUUACUCCUUGUCUCGAGGAGGUUGUAUGCAUUUCACGUGCAGUCAAUGCAAGUACGAGUUUUGCUGCGGUUGUGGCAAAGCGUUCAUGAUGGGAGCAAAAUGCUCGGUAAGCCCGUAUUGCGCAAAGCUGGGCCUUCACGCUCAUCAUCCACGGAACUGUCUGUUCUAUCUUCGCGAUAAGGAGCCCGGCCAAUUACAACAGCUGUUACGAGAUAAUGGAAUCGAGUACGACACAGAGGGUCCGGCUGGCGAGCGCAAGUGCAAAGUGCAAUUGCAAAAAGAAACUCCUACUGGUGUUGUAGACGCGGUAUGCAAUUCAGAUGUUGUCGAGGGACACGCUGGUUUGUGCAGGAACCACUAUAUCGAAUACCUAGUUCGAAAGAUCCGGAUGAUUCAACUGGAACCGCUUCCGUUAUUAAACAUAGAUGAUCUCGAGACAUGCGUGAAACGUGCGGGGAUCAAGUUACCCCCGAAUUGGCAGCACUACAUAGAGUACUUGGCGGGUCUGGUACUGAAGGGCAAGCUGGAUCCCGUGGCGAUCUUUGACUUGAACGAUGCCAAGCAAGAGCUGCGCCGUCGGGGAAAAGUUCCCCCUGCGAAGGACCAGGAAAUGUCCGAGCGGGAUUAUCUCGAGGCGUGCAUUCAGAUCGUGCGCAAGGAAAUUCCAUUGGAGUGAUAGAAGGGGAAUAAUUAAUGCGCGAUUUUACGUAACUCACGCUUUUUAUGCAUCAUGUAUAGUGUAUUUAUUUCAUCAUAUGAACAGCAAUGUAGAGAACAAUUUACAAUUAAAAUAAAGAUUGAAAA